AUGAUCAAUCCUAGAACCUCCAAACCAAGCCCUUUCCGCCUCGCAAUUCCAGUCGUUGCUACAGCCGCCCUCGGGACGGCUCUCUACUACCGCACUCGAACAUCAAGUAAUAAAAUCCCGAAGGGCGAGGAGCUUCGCAAGCAGCGCUCCACCGAAGGCCUCAGCGGCGCUGGCCUUGCGGGGUCCGACUUCCCAUCAGAGGGAGCGCACAAGGGUGUUCCCCAUACGGACGCCUCUCGGCAUGAACUCCCGUCUUCAGGCGCUAUAGGGGCGGGAGAGGGUGGCGGAAAGACAAAUGUGAGGGCCGUUGAUAUGUUUCAAAGCCCACCCUCGACCGGCGAUGCCUACCCCUCUUCUCAAAAGCAACAGUCUGGUGUUCGCGAUAAGGAUAAAACCUCAGAUUCGGCCACGGCAGGCGCCAAACGCGCUCAAUGA
Messenger RNA from Clonostachys rhizophaga, 435 nucleotides. The record is from the annotation of a GenBank genome assembly. NCBI's taxonomy places the organism in Eukaryota, Fungi, Ascomycota, Sordariomycetes, Hypocreales, Bionectriaceae.